Marchantia polymorpha subsp. ruderalis is the source of this 1527-nucleotide messenger RNA. The record is from the annotation of a GenBank genome assembly. Lineage: Eukaryota; Viridiplantae; Streptophyta; Marchantiopsida; Marchantiales; Marchantiaceae.
CCCUUCAUCGCCAUCAAGUAUCUGCUUUUUAAACAUACCCACACAAUACAGCUUUUUAAAAAUUAGAAUAUAAUAAAAUAUUUAUCAUGUUCCUCCUAACAAACUGAAAAUCUAUCUGAUGAGGUCAUGGUCUCUUUGGGCUUUAUAUAUCACAGUGUGUACAUAUUGUAAUAUAUAAAGCUGAAAUAUAAAGAGGAUACUGAAACGAAUUUUUAGGAUAAUGUAUCAGUAUGGUUGUUGAACCACACAAGUGCCAUUGAGACGUAGUGGCUACCUAGAAAUCCAAGCUUACGAACAGAGACCACGAGGUUAAAAUCUCGUAGUUAUGCAUACACAGUCUAUUCUCGUAAACUUUCCGACGGAUGAUCUUGCAAGUCCAACAAGCCUCUAAGACUUAGUCUUCAACGUCAAGCUUGAGAUUCUACUAUGUCGGGCGGACCCGACUCCUACAUCAGCAGGUGCUGGUAUCUAUGUUUGAGGGUAUUUUGAGGUGUUUCUCAUAGAAACUUAUCAGCAGUUCCGGAAACUUGUCCUUCAUAAAGCCAUUGUCCACUAUGACUUCACUACCAUCGCAUGUCACAGCUUUGAAAUACAUAUAAACAUGUCGCUUUCCUGUCUCCAUUCUCCAAUCAAACCACAGUGCCGACUUGAUAUGUGUGAUGUGAUCACCAUCACCUCUUGGUCGCAGUCCUCUCACUUCCCCACCACUAAGAGAAGAAAAGUCAAUCAGAUCGGACUUGCGAAUCUCGCACGUCGGCUGAGAAUUAACAAAACUGUGCCAGCCCUCCGUCUGAACUUGACAUCCAUUUCCCCUGGUCACGACUGAACGCUGUUCUUCGUGUUGAGGAGCCUCAUCGACAGGCGUCAAUUGUUCGUGAUGACCAGAAACUGCAACUAGUUGCAGCAACUCGCUGCACUUCAGAUCUGCGUGUCGCGCCAAGCAUGGCACAAGACCACGAGCUUUCUUCGGAACUCCACCGACAUCCUCAUCAAACCGUGCAGCCAUACGUUCAAUCUGGGAUCCAGCAACUGUCUUCGUUAUCAAUUUCGAAGUGUAAUUAAAACCGGAUUCGAAUCCUCUCUCCAGUGAACCUUCUGCUGUGGUCCGAGGGUCACCCGCAGCAGCAGCUGCUUCAUGAAUAGCGUCCUUCACAUCUCCGUUCGCAGGAGCCAGAGAAUCAGAAAAAUCCCCCAGUCCUAAACUUCUCCCUAAACUUCUCGUUCCCACGUCCAGAUUUCUCGAAACUUGAGCAGCUUCCAUGUCGAACUCGGACUGACACCAACCUCGGAUCUCACGAGCAGAAGAGAGAAGGGAUGAUUGUAGACUCAGGAGGUCUCCGGAAGCAAGGAAGGAAGAAAGGCAUGGCACUUCCUAUCUCUUCGAGCUAUUGACCGACCCCGUCGAUCCCAAAGGCUCGAGCAGUAUAAAGCAUCUGCACAUACGAGGGCCUCGUCCUGGUUCCCACAAUGUUGGCAUGCCACUCUCUGCUCUCUCUGCUGGCGAUCCUUGCAGAGGCUUUCCCUUCC